CGUGGCGAUGUGGUGGGUUUCCUCUCGAUUACAUGCUGCCAGCUCGCAUGCGAGUUUUAACCCACAUACGAGAGACGACGUCAUCGCGACCGCAGACAGCUGGUGCCCAUAACACGGACACUGCUCUCACCACAGGAGGGAGCCAGCGCUUCAACGUCCAAACUCAAUCAUGGACGUGUCCAGUCUGACACGGAGUCUCUUACGAUGGCUCGAAAAUGCUCGGCAUGAUAUGCCAUGGCACGUCAUUGUCCCAACAGUGGCCGCCUCGUACUUUGCUCUAGUGCAGGCACUGCGCUUUCGGGCGCUGCACAAGAUGGAGCGCAAAUACGCCGCAUACCUCGACGACCCGUACAAGCUCGACUACAAGCAAGCCCAAGAGAUUAUGCAGCUGUCACUUCUCUACGACAUGCCCUUCCUGUUCGGCUUCAGCACGCAGUGGGCGCUCAUCAAGAGCUACGGCAUCGCGACGGGGACGCCCCUGCUCGUCAAGACGCGGCAGCUCAGCGACCCUGCCAAGGCCGGCAAGCGCGCCGAGGACACGGGCGUGCUACUGGGCGAGUUCCUGGCGGGCGACCUCGACAGCGAGCGGGCGCGCCUCGCCAUGGGCAAGCUCAACUGGAUGCACCACCGCUUCAGCAUCCUCGAGGGCGACUACGUGCACACGCUUGCCCUCUUCGUCCUCGAGCCGCACCGCUGGAUUGAAAAGUACGACUGGCGCCCGCUCACGCGGCUCGAAAAGGUUGCCCACUUCCUCUACUGGCGCGAGAUUGGCCAUCGCAUGGGGUUUGGCGGGAUCCCCGAGACCCUGGAGGAGCUCGAGGAGUGGAAGGUCGAGUACGAGAAGACGCACCUGUACUACAUCCCCGAGAACAAGAUGGUGACGGACGCCACGCUCGACGUGUUCCUGAGGGACCUGCCCAAGCCCUUGCAUAGUUUCAUGCGAACCAUGUUCUGCGCUCUCAUCGAGGAGAAGCACGUCCUGAGAGCCAUCGGAUACCCAGAACCACCAGCCUGGGCCCUCAGCCUGAAAGACUGCGUCCUCGGCCUGCGGCGGAUGUGUCUCCGCCACCUGGCCUUGCCACGCUUCCGGGCUCUCAGCCCGCUAGCAAAGCAGGGCAAGGACGGCAGGUACUACCGGUCCCCGGCAUAUGUCCUGUUUGAGCCGUGGUACGUUGCCGACUCGUGGUGGAACAGGCUCGCGCUGUGGCUCAAGUUUGGCGUCGGCGGCGGCGGCGGUAGCGGCAAGGUGCCCGGCGACAAGUGGCGCAAGCAGGGGUACCUGCCUCACGAGCUGGGUCCCCCUGGGACGGAGAAGGUGUCGAGGGACAACGUGGAGCGCCAGGCUGCCGCGCUCGAGGAGUACGCCGGGAGCGGCAAGUCGCAGAUGGGGUGUCCGUUUGACUUUGGGUGGCAGCGGUGA
Molecule: messenger RNA, 1420 nt
Organism: Microdochium trichocladiopsis
Lineage: Eukaryota; Fungi; Ascomycota; Sordariomycetes; Xylariales; Microdochiaceae
Exons: 1
Coding region: 170-1420 (416 amino acids)
Molecular function (GO): oxidoreductase activity
Source: RefSeq, a predicted model, not a curated record